Messenger RNA from Apodemus sylvaticus (European woodmouse), 693 nucleotides. RefSeq names its product cytochrome c oxidase subunit 4 isoform 2, mitochondrial. NCBI's taxonomy places the organism in Eukaryota, Metazoa, Chordata, Mammalia, Rodentia, Muridae. Bases 51 to 569 code for a protein of 172 amino acids. The transcript is spliced from 5 exons. Gene Ontology annotation, biological process: mitochondrial electron transport, cytochrome c to oxygen. The record is from RefSeq and is a predicted model, not a curated record.
CUCAGCAGGACAGCUCUGGGUAGCUCCGCCGCCGCCUCCAGCUUGCGAUUAUGUUUUCCAGAGCUGCCCGGAGCUUGGUAAUAAGGACUGGAGGGCUCAGGACUCGAGGGACACACAGCUCAGGAGAUGCUGCCAGCAGCCGGCGGCGGAGGAUGACCCCCUAUAUUGACUGCUAUGCCCAGCGCUCCUAUCCCAUGCCGGAUGAGCCCUUCUGCACAGAGCUCAGCGAGGAGCAGCGGGCCCUGAAGGAGAAAGAGAAGGGCAGCUGGACCCAGCUGAGCCAAGCAGAGAAGGUGGCCUUGUACCGGCUCCAGUUCCAUGAGACCUUCGCAGAGAUGAACCAUCGCUCCAACGAAUGGAAGACGGUGAUGGGCUGCGUCUUCUUCUUCAUUGGAUUCACGGCUCUGGUGAUUUGGUGGCAGCGGGUCUACGUGUUCCCGAAGAAGGUUGUCACCCUGACAGAAGAACGGAAAGCCCAGCAGCUCCAGCGCCUCCUGGACAUGAAGAGCAACCCCAUACAGGGCCUGGCUGCCCACUGGGAUUAUGAGAAGAAAGAGUGGAAGAAGUGACCAACACCACAGUCUGCCGCCUGCCCUUGCCAACCCGCCUCUGCAGCCCAGGAGACCCUCCUCCCCUCCCCUCCCCUCCCCUCCCUUCCUCUCCCUUCCCUCCUCCUCCUGUCCGAUCUCUACU